Messenger RNA from Hydractinia symbiolongicarpus, 4255 nucleotides. RefSeq names its product AP-5 complex subunit sigma-1-like. The record is from RefSeq and is a predicted model, not a curated record. Lineage: Eukaryota; Metazoa; Cnidaria; Hydrozoa; Anthoathecata; Hydractiniidae. Gene Ontology annotation, biological process: endosomal transport; double-strand break repair via homologous recombination. Bases 3734 to 4243 code for a protein of 169 amino acids. The transcript has 3 exons. Gene Ontology annotation, cellular component: cytosol; lysosome; AP-type membrane coat adaptor complex.
GCGAUGUCACUAUUCAAAAUAAUUUAAAAAUUUGAUUUAGAAUUAAUAGACUAAUGUGCUUGCAUAUACAGGUAACAUAUUUAAGGAUGGCAACACAAGGAUGGAAGAAAGAACAAAAUGUGCCCUGUAGCUUUGCUAUUAUAGCCCUAACAAAAAUACUAAAAGAAUGACACUUCUUCGGUUAUCUUAAAAGUUGUCAAACAUAAUUAACUCGAGACGUAAACUCGGUUGUAAAUAUUGACUAAGUCGUGUUAAUCUAGUAUAGAACUCGCCUAUAUAACUAUUUGUGGAGACAAACAUCUCAAUUUGUCAACUAGUCUCGAUAUCUUUUGUCAGGGUUAACAGAUAGCUAAAGUUUUCUAUUUAAACUUAAUCCAACAUGACAGGGAAACUUCGUGUUUCUAGUUAUUGAAGCCUGCCAGGUAAAGCAAUUGGAAACUGCUAGAAAGAAAAGUCUUUUUCAUUUUGUUUAUGACCUCCAGAUGAACUUUAAGUUAUCAGUUGAUUUACAUUAUCCACAACUCUAAUUUAAACAAUUCGCAGUUCAUUCAACUUUUUAAAGCUUUUUUUAAGCAUAUUCCUUAAUUAAUAUUUCUUUCCCUCGUUCAUGUUAUGGACAGUAUUCUUACCUUUUCCACUACAACGAUAUGUAUUUGCGAAUAUUACCAUCAACACAAAAACAGUCAACGACAUGUCGAACUUUUGUUAGAUGCUAAGAUUUUCAAACUUCUCUUUUACGGCUUGUAAUAAAGAUUUCACAAGUAUUUUUGGAACUUGCCUACAGUCCUUUGCUAGAGUGUUUUUAGUAUUGAAUUUUUUAAAAAGCAUCACUACUUGAAGUAAAAAAAACUUCUCCGAACUUCUUCUUCUCCUGUGAUUAAAUAAUCAUGAUCUUAAAGUAAAAGCUUUAUGCAUUUCAAAUUAUUAAAAACAAAAAAAAAAUAUUUCACUUGUCUAAACGUUUUAUAAGGAGCUAACUGUCAAUAAUUUAUUAAAUAACUAGAAAGAAAAUUUAUCCGUCAUUUCUAUUCCUAUCCUAAAUUACGGAACAUAAGAAUCACAGUUGAAUAUCACACGUGUACUUCACAAGUAAUGUUUCUAUAAAGCAUUGUAACAAUCCUUACUAUAUGUAUUUCCAUGACAUUUCAGAAAUCAGAUUACGUGUUCAAUUUGUUAUUCUGGCUACCAUCAGUACUAAUUUGACUUCGCAAAACAUUGAUAGUAAAUUUAUAGUCUAUUAGUCGUUAACCCAUAGAACAUUACACGAGGGAUCACCCUCUGAAUACUUUGCUGCAUCAUCUAUCUUACACGGGGGGUUAUUACUACAAAUAUAGGUGCGAACAAAAUAGAGUUUUUGAUUACAACACCCCCCCCCCCUGGGUUUUAGGUUGGCUCAUAGACAGACAGAAAGUAAUUGUAAAAGAGAUUGCGAUUGUCAUGAAGCGCAAUAACAACAUCAAAACCACUUAGUUUCAAUCUAUAUUAUAAUACCCGUAUACGUAUACUUCUGUCUGUUGCGCAAAAGGGUGCCGCAGGUAGCAAGAUGCUCGGAGUGCUGUAUAAAAGGACGGGCAAACCCUUGAAUAUAUCAACAGGCCACCGACUAGUAAUAUUGUAUUCCAUACUGGUCAAGGUUGCCGUUCCUUUCACAACACGGUGUGAAAAAAAACAACUCGCUUCCCAGACCUGGGAACGAGGUUGUAAAGAUAGUGCUUUCAUCCUAGGCCACUUGUAUUGGAGCUUUAAAACAACAGCUACCAGUUAGAGCUAUUACAACUCUCAAGUUUUUGUUGGAAAACUUCUAUUCCCAGCUCUCAUUGUAAAUUCCACAACCUGACCAAAACAUUGAAGCUAACCCGUAUCUUAAAAUAUGGAAAUUUCGGAUGAACGUGAUACGAGUUUCGCAUUUAUGUGUCCAGCCUCCUCCAAGGCGUUUUAAUCAGAUCUGUCAAUAAACACAGCGCCGAUGGGAGACAAAAGACUUUGGGGACGAGGUUGGUGAAAUUUGACAAAUAAUUUUUGAAUUGUGCUAGUUGAUAAGUCCUGUGGAGAAAUCAUUUCAGGCAGAAGGACAAUGAAAAAAAAUAAGUUGUUUUAAAUUUUUUGCUGACGUCAGCAGUGCAGAUACGUUGCCUGUAAUGUGUAGAGGUUGAAACGCUGAUCAAAAAAUCUAAAACAACCUAUUUUUCCAUUGUUCUUUUGCCUAAAUGGAUUUUUCCACGGGGCAUAUCUAUUAGUUAUAUAGAUUAUUGUAUUUUAUCGUAUUUAUGAACUGUUGAUGGAUAUGCAAAAAAUCGCGACAUCUGCAAACAAUAUUAAUUCUAAUUUGUUUGUCUCAGAUUACAAUUGUAAAUUUUAUUUUAUAGCUUUUACCUGGUCCGAAUUUAUGGAAGGCGGGCACUUGAAGCCCCCUUUAUACCUUCACAGCCAAAAUUCACUUAAAACAUGAAAACCGAAAUAAUUAUACUUGUCUGCUUUAUUUUUUAUCUGGAAUGUUUAUUUUCCACCAACGUUAGCACUUUUCCAUGUUUUUCAGCGUUUCUAAUUACCUUACGUUCGUUUUCGCGAAGAUUAAAUUUCGCGAAUCAGUCGUGUUGAAAUAUUUUGGGAAUAUUUUUUUUUCGCAGAUAAACCAUUUUAAGGUUCUUCACAAAUCUAGUUUUUUGUUGUUGAUAUUUUACUUUAUUUCAGUCCUAUUUAUUGAGAUAAGGUAGCCUUAAAUUGAACUUGCUCGUAACAUAGAGGAUAGUGACAUUUUCGCGAAAAUCCUUUUCUGCGAAUAAACCAUUUCAAAGUUUUUUGCGAAGUAUAAUUUUGACAAAUCGAUAAGGUAGCUUUGAAUUCACAUCCACAGACUGGCCCUUUUUUCUAUUGACUACAAAAAAGAAAAUUUACCAAGAUAAACAAAAAAAUAAAAGUUUUGCUUUUCCCGAAGUUAAUUUUAGUCAAAAAGUUAUUUCUUGCGAAUAUUUAUUGUCGAGUAUUGACCUUUCCGGGAUUUUUCGCGCAGAAAGUAUUUCGCGAAUAUGGAUACAAAUUAAUAAACUUUUGACGUAAAGUCUAUUUCCAGUAAUAUUUAUUGCGAAAUUGCACCUCAAACCUGUUCAUGUCAAGUUUCCCAAGAACUGAUUUAGUUAUGGAGAUGUGAUCUGCACCUUCUUUGGUGUUACGCGUGUCUUCGUUGCUCGGCCAUAUUAAGUUAAGCGCAUUCCUUCAACGCUAAUAAGGCAGUCUGCACGUGUGCAUAAAGUAUCUGAAACCUCGUGAUUUGUACAACAAUGCACGCAAAAAAAUCAACAGGCAGACAAUAAUAAUACCAAUCCUUUUAAUGCAGAUUCUUACAAACUAUAAUCUACACCAAAAAAUAUGUUUUUGUAAAGGGGAACGGUAGUAAAACUGUUAGACAGUUCACAGGAUGUUUUCUAGUUAGUUCUGUUCCUUUCUAUUCAAGUCUUACUCACGCGAAAGAAUAGUCAUGGGGAAUGAUUAAUUAUUGAGCUUAAUGUGGAAAUAAUUUUUUUUUAAAGAAAGUUUUUUCUUUUAUUAAGAUUAAAAAAAAGUACUACAUUUAGAUUAUAAUUAUUUCAUAAGAUGAUGUGAAGAAGUUCGAGGAUGUUCUAACUUGUUAAAUCCACAUUUUUGUAUUACGUUCUCUUUACAUAACAAGGAGACAUGACUUUGGACAUGUCAUAAAGUCAGCUGUUUUGUAGUCUAAAUAUAAAGAUAAAGUUUUAUGCCAUUCGUCUGCCAGCUUCUUCCAACGAACAUGAAGAUCGUCUGCUUCAAGUUGGUUUUGUUUUAUGAAAUGCUAACAAAGUCCAUUGAAACCGUUGACUCUUUAUCCUGCUUCACCUGUUCGUCUGACAGUAAAGAGUUAUGUCAACAGCUACAAGAAAAAGUUGCGUGUCCAGAGAACAAGAAUGCUUGCUUAACUCUUAGUUAUGAUUUGAAAUCUACCUCAGUUCAAAAUGCAAUAACAGAGAAAGUGGUCCGAAAGAGGUGUGUCCAGUUGAACAUUAAUGGAUGUGAACGGUAUUGUGAAAUGAGAUUGAUGGUUGGAGAUAAAAAUUGUCAGGCUGGGUGUUGCACAACAGAUUUCUGCAACAACGAGAUGAAAACAAAGAGAAUACGUUACAAAAGAAGAUUCCGUAGUAUGGGAAUCAAACUUCAGAUGGAUAUUUCAUUAUCAAUUUGUUUAAUUGUUGUAACAAGUAUUUGUUUGUUAAAAAUGAUAUCUAUGUGAAGACAUACUAAA